ACGGCCCUUGUUCGUAUUGCCACCACCGAAGGAUCAGUGAUCCGAAGUGCUCGAAGAACCAUCACAUCUGAUCAUCUGUUUAAUCAUCGGCGAUUCGUAGCGCAUACAGGACGCAAAAUAACAUAAGUGAUGUCAACUGUAGCCCGACUGUAAAUUACCUACAGUGAACUGUUGUGAUCGUGAUCGUGGCGACAGUAUCCUUGCAUCCCUCGAGCAAUGAUUGCGAGAGGCGUACCCCAACACGGUGCAGUUGAACGGUGAACGCGUUCUCGUGAUUGAACAUUGGCCCCGGCAUUGCGGCAACAUGAAGUGGAAGUAGUCCAAGAAAGCCCAAGAGCCUUUCAAGAGCAGAAACUGUCUGUGUUUUUCGUGGCAUAAGUGUGCUGGCAUCCACUUCUUCUGCAGUGCGCGGUCUGCGUUUCACCGAAGGCCCACAGUACGAAAUCAGUGAUCAGCUCCAGCGACAAGGUCACACACAGCUCAUAGCGGCCGAACAUUGGAACUCGGCCAAACCGAGGUGUGCAGCAAUUUCCAUUCAUCGAUCAGCAGUUGUGCCGCGGUCCAGUUCAGUCUUUGUGGAUUGUGCAGCAGCAGUAACAGUCAGCAGCUUCUGGGCUUUAAAUCGGAUCAUCGGAGUGUUUUCAUCCUGGCGAUGAUUUGGCGAUCCCGGAAGGACACCAUGCGUCGGAUCGGGGCAGAUCGGAUCGAUUUCGUGAUUCUGUUCGUGAUUGCCGCCACUGCUUCGCUACUAUCCGAUGUGUCCGCAACAGCCUGGGGCAACCAGUACGACUACUAUGGCCAGCCGUCGGGUGCCCCCCUGUAUCAGUUCAAUCAGCGUAUCGACCACUAUCGACCGGAACCGGCAACACCGGCGACAAAGGUGGCUGGCGGGAUUAACUGCCGCUGUACGAAGCUACGCUACUGCUCCAAGAUACUGGAAAUGCUGCGAAAUCCCAAGCCAAGCUACGGCAAUUUCAAUGCGAAACUGAAGGAACUAGCCUGCGGGUACGGGAGUGACAACGAACCGAACGUUUGCUGUCCACUCGACGACAGCUGGCUCCGGGAUACAGAUUACGAUGGUGACGACGGCCACCAGUACGGGGGCCAUGACGAUCGCGAUUCGUCACAAGCGAUCGGUUGGGAUGAAGGUUACACUAACCGCAGACCAGCAGCGGCAGCAGCACCAGACCGGUGGUCCAAGGAACCGGAGCCGGUGCGACAGAAGUAUGUUCCGGCAACGCGAAAACGUGGCCAAUCGGUGAACCGCGGAAAACAGCGCGCACCCGGCGGUAACACUAUCGCCCAUUUCGAGGAUCCAAAGACGAUGAAAAACUGUCCUCCGGUCAUUUUUCCGGAGGAGGAGAACGAUGGCGCUGCUGGGCGUCCCUCGAACGUGUACAUCGCUCCCAUCAUGCGAAGCACAACGAGCACGACCACGCAACGACCGGUGAAUCCGUUGGGUAGUGAUCGCGUUGCUCUGACAACUGGAACCAGCAUCACGACCCUACCGGCGCUUACUACGACAAAUUUGCUUCCAACGACGAUGGAAGCUACGCUGACCACGUUACUACCGACGAUAGUGCCCGAUACUCCGAUGAUCAAUGCACCACUCUGUGGACUGUCGGUCAACACGCGCAUCAUUGGCGGAGAAUCGGAGGUUCCCGGGCAGUUCCCAUGGAUGGCACGGUUAGCGUACCGGAAUCGAACAUCCGGACGGGUGACAUACCGAUGCGCGGGCUCACUGAUCACGAACCGGCACGUCAUUACGGUGGCUCAUUGCGUCAGCAAUCUAAUCGACGAACUUGAAAUUGUGAGCGUGAGGUUAGGUGACCUGGAAUGUAAUGCGGUGACGGAUGAACGGUGCCGAGCCCGGUUCCAGAACUUUGCCAUCGAGCGCAUAAUUCCGCACGAUCGCUACGAUACGCCAAAGUAUGCGAACGACAUCGCGCUCAUUAAGCUGCAGGAGACGACGGAAACGUCCAACAUCAUCAGUCCGCUCUGCUUACCGCUCGAUCAGUACGCACCGUACGCGCUCAAUCUGACGGGCCAGAUGGGCAUCAUUGCCGGAUGGGGAUCAACCAGCAAUCGAAGCAACGUGCCAAGCCCGACACUCCAGUGGCUCCGGUUACCGAUCGUAGAUACGGCCGCCUGUGCCACCUCCUACGCCCGGUACAGUGUCAACACGCGCAAUCCAAUCAUCGUGAGCGGGAAUCAGAUGUGUGCGCAGGGACAGGAAAAUCGGGACGCCUGUCAAGGUGAUUCGGGUGGGCCGCUCAUGAACGAGGCCGUGUCGUCGCGCGAUCGCUUCGUACUGCUGGGCCUGGUAUCGUUCGGACCUCGCUCUUGUGGGGUUUCCAACUUUCCCGGCGUCUACACGCGCAUUUCGUCCUACAUCGACUGGAUAUUGGCCAAUAUUGUUCUUUAGUACCGAGAGCGGGUCCGAAAGCGAAAUAGUUUGUGAUCGGGGUCAAACCACCGAUGCAUGGCAGGGAGGGGGAGGGGGCGGAUGCUAGGAACGCUGACGUUUCUCAAUUAGUUCUAUAAGCGGGAAACAGAUCACGAAUCUUGUCGCUGAGUCGCAAAAACUA
Anopheles aquasalis is the source of this 2588-nucleotide messenger RNA. RefSeq names its product CLIP domain-containing serine protease B9. Gene Ontology annotation, molecular function: serine-type endopeptidase activity. Gene Ontology annotation, biological process: proteolysis. Lineage: Eukaryota; Metazoa; Arthropoda; Insecta; Diptera; Culicidae. The record is from RefSeq and is a predicted model, not a curated record.